AUGUCGACUGAGAAGAAGAGUUCAGGUGUAGACGCAGGUGCACGCGACAAUACCCCGCCUAUUAACAGCACUCAACCUUCCCAUCACGAACAUCUCGCACAACGUGAAAGUACCGCCGAACCCUCCUAUGUUAGGCCAUCAGACCUUUUGCGUCCACGCCAGUCAGUCAAACAUGACCGUCCAAUAGACAAAGACGAACGAUCGGGCCUGAAAGCGAUCAGGGACUUCCUGCGACACCGAAACUGCUACGAGGUCCUUCCUCUCAGCUUCCGUCUGAUCGAGCUCGAUGUCGGCCUCACCGUCAAAGAAAGUCUCAGUAUCCUCGUCCAAUGCGGUAUCGUCUCUGCGCCGUUAUGGGACUCGCAAACCUCGACUUACGCCGGACUGCUGACUGUCAACGACUAUCUCAACGUCAUCCGCUAUUACAAUCUGCACACAGAUCAGCUUAAGAAUGUUGACAACCUGUUGUUGAGUGAUCUCAAGGAGGUUGAGCACGUUCUUCAAGUCAAGAGUCCUGAAACCAUAUCUACCUCUCCAGAAGCUAUCCUCUACGAUGCGCUUCGGAAACAGCUCAUCUCCAGAGCGAGACGUAUACCUCUCGUCAGCUACGAUUCCGAAUCAGCAAGAACCAUGGUCGUCUCCGUCAUCACCCAAUACAGAAUCCUCAAAUUUAUCGCUAUGAACGUGGACGAGACAGAUAAAUUGCAUGUCCUCCUCAACGUCUUCGAAGCAGUCGACGUCAUAGAACUACUCAAAGGCGGCGACUACAGCAACCUCAACUGGUCCGUCGGCAAGGCCCUCGCACAAAGACCUAAAAGCCAUCCUGGUGUCUACACUUGCUCUUUGCAAGACGGUCUCGACACAAUUUUCGAGACAAUCAAGAAAUCAAGAGUCCACCGCUUGACCGUUGUCGAUGAGCAUAGUGUGCUGGUCGGCUGCAUAUCACUUAGCGAUAUUUUACAGUUCUUGCUGGUAGAUGGACCGGAGGAUUGA
This is a messenger RNA of Lithohypha guttulata, 993 nucleotides long. It is a transcript of the gene SNF4, whose product is annotated as AMP-activated serine/threonine-protein kinase regulatory subunit. Gene Ontology annotation, biological process: regulation of catalytic activity; protein phosphorylation. The transcript has 3 exons. Gene Ontology annotation, cellular component: nucleotide-activated protein kinase complex; nucleus; cytoplasm. Lineage: Eukaryota; Fungi; Ascomycota; Eurotiomycetes; Chaetothyriales; Trichomeriaceae. Gene Ontology annotation, molecular function: protein kinase binding; AMP binding; protein kinase regulator activity. The record is from RefSeq and is a predicted model, not a curated record. Bases 1 to 993 code for a protein of 330 amino acids.